Molecule: messenger RNA, 823 nt
Organism: Harpegnathos saltator (Jerdon's jumping ant)
Lineage: Eukaryota; Metazoa; Arthropoda; Insecta; Hymenoptera; Formicidae
Product: putative odorant receptor 92a
Exons: 4
Coding region: 128-589 (153 amino acids)
Biological process (GO): detection of chemical stimulus involved in sensory perception of smell; sensory perception of smell
Cellular component (GO): plasma membrane
Molecular function (GO): olfactory receptor activity; odorant binding
Source: RefSeq, a predicted model, not a curated record
CCUUCAUUUUCAUAGGCGAUGGGCGCUUUCUUUUUAGACCCUACACAUAGGCGGUCAAAUAGAUAUACUACGUUCCUGGUUGACGGAACUGCAGUCCGCAGAGAGCGCUGAUAAACACAGAAACAAAAUGAUAAAAAAGAUUAUUCGGAAACAUCAGAAAAUUAUCUAUUUCACAGAAAAUAUAGAGACUCUCUACACAUUCAUCGCCUUACUGCAGUUCGUGUCAAACGUGAUGAUGAUUUGCGUAUUAGGGUUCUUAAUUAUAACAGCACUUGGUAGUCCCAAUGCGACGGAGAAGAUAAUUCGAUCACUUCCGUAUUACAGCGUGACAAAUCUAGAAGCGUUUAUAUUCUGCUAUGCUGGAGAAUAUUUGAUCAACAAAAGCAAAGAGAUCGGAUACGCUGCGUACGAUUCCGCCUGGUACAACAUGGAACCCAAGUACAGACAUAUUCUAUUGUUUAUUAUUUUAAGAUCGCAGAAGUAUUUAACACUCACGAUUGGAAAGCUGAUGGAUCUCUCGUUGCGGCGCUUCACAAGUAUUAUGAAUUCCGCGGGUUCGUUCAUCUCGGUAUUAUUAGCAAUGCAAUGAACAUAAUGAAAAUUUCUUCCAUCGUUUUCCUAUCGAUAGUUGGGAAGUACAUGUCGAAGAUAACCACAUUAUUGUAAACACUAGUUAGUAAACGUAUAAUGUAACGUUUGACAUCUCCGAAAUAUUGUAAACAAAUUAUAUUAGCCGUAAAAUACUUUCCGGGUGUAACAUCGGAACUACGAAGCAAUUUCCACGACCUCGCGCGACUAUAAUAUUAAAGUCUAUCAUAAUAAA